GAAAACUUGUAUUUCAGACUACUAGUGCUAGCUACAGGUGUACAGAGUCAUUCGUGCGAUCAACGACCCGCAGGGGACCAUCCAAAACACUUCGCGCAUUCGCGCGGACACGGGCGCCUAUUGCGACGCUACUCGAACUGCGAAGUCUCGUCGCGCCGUGGUUAUCAUCCUGCCGCGCCCGCUCGCGAAUGACUCGGUGGCGCCUCUCUGACCGCUCGUCUCCGAGCUCGCGCCGCAGCACCUCCACGGGUGUGCGUCCUUCGCACGCAAGGAGAAUGGGGCGUAUGGGGCUGUCCGCAUUGCAGUUGUGUGGCGGCCGCUGCUCCUGACCUACUACGGACAGGCUUGACUGCCGCAAGGGCUGCGGCGCGCCGUCUGGAACGUCCGGGAUAUCGCUCGCUGGCCUGUCGUGGAGUGAUUGAGCGAGAAACACUGCAUUGAGCGCACCGCAUACCGCUCGAUCACUUUUGAACGAACUCCGAGCCGCGCUAUAACUGAGACGCAAAGUCGGGGAUAGAUGUCGCCACCGCACAGGUCCUGUGAGUCUGCGAUACGAUUUCCCUAAGCGCCAUCGGCCUCGCCCGCCGGACCGCGGGGAGAACACGCCAUGACUGCCGUUGCGAGAGGCCGCGAUCGCUGGCGCUCGGCGUGUCCAGAAGACGAUUGCGUACACUCCGCGAGCUCGGACACAUGCAGGAACCUCUUGACACGCAGCUCGAGGGCGUUGCGCACCCCUGUGCCUCGCUCGCUUGCCCGUGUGCUGGCGGUCUUUCUCUGCUUGCUCGUCGACUACGUCGUCGCUUUUGAGUGCGCAUGACGCCUACUUUGAUGUCUAUCCUCCGAGCCGCACCCUUUCGCAUGCCGACGGAAAUGGAUUGCCUGCCGUGCCGCAUACUCGACAUCGCCACUAUCCCGACAUGGGAGAGUCGUUUCUCCCCCCACACCUGCGUGUUGAAGACGAUUGUGGCGCACUUUAAACGUCUUGGAGAGACCUAGCAAGGCAGCGCGUAGUGCGCGUUUUGUACGGCCUGAUCGCCCGUAAAGAACCUUCUGCGAUGUAGAGUUCCUGCAUGUCUCGGAGGCAAAGGCGAAAAUGAAUAUUUCCAUCAUACAGCCGCUGCGAGUCCACGACAUAAUUCCCCCGGUGCUUCAUUCUCCACCGGCCAGAGUGUGUGACGCGAAAAGAGAGCCAUACAAGGGCUUUCUACGCUAGACGGUUAGGCGGCCCUCAACGCAUCCGGGAGAGCGCGGGGCACUCUGGGGACUCGGAUAGAUUCGGGCGCCUAUUCUGACGGGACGCGAAACUGCAGAGGCUCGCGCGCUCGACGGCUGCCUUCUGCCGCGGUCCUGCUUGCCCACAAUCUACGCGUUCCCAUCCGCACCAUCGUGCUCUCCGGGUGAGAAUCCGCCGCCUAAAUCUCUCUCACCUCGAUCACACCCAAAUCGGUGCUCGACUGGGAUGUGGGUAUAUACGCGUACUUUCUGGCCGCGCGCCAUGGAUAGAAAUCGCAUGCGGUCGCGGUGCCACGAGCGCCUAUCUUGCCGCUCCUUGAAAUGUCCAAGUCCUCCGUGCUUCCACCUCUCUCGCAUCUUGCAUGGUCAUGAUAUCGACUCUGGAGGCCACAAGAUGGGCCCAACAGACUGGGCCGGCUAUCCACACUGUGGCCUCGACUCGACAUGCCUAGGGAAUGGCACAGAAUGCGAGGACGUAGACGCUGCGCAGAGUGGUUUAUCGAGAUUGUGGGUACCGGUCUAGAUCAAGGCCAAUCUCGUGGAAAACCUCAAUCGGAAACGUAUUGUGAGCCCCUUCGCCGACUUUGCCCGUCGACUCGCACUCAUCGUGGCCAUCACAUGCGAGUAGAGUAUGUAGGCACCACUCUGUGUCAUCCAAGUGAGUCAUUCGAUUGCAGAUGUGCAAGACGCGUGCCGCCUUCUAUAUGCGUGUACUAGGCUCAGCUGCGAGCCCUACCUGCGCCGCGAACUCGCCGUCGCCACCACAAAUGCGCAGGAGCGUGAGGACGCCCUGAAGCAGAUGAAAGCUUUGGAUGCGGUACAGUUUGACACUCCUAGCUUCCAGGGGGGGCGAACGUAGCGAG
Molecule: messenger RNA, 2096 nt
Organism: Trametes versicolor FP-101664 SS1
Lineage: Eukaryota; Fungi; Basidiomycota; Agaricomycetes; Polyporales; Polyporaceae
Exons: 10
Coding region: 608-817 (69 amino acids)
Source: RefSeq, a predicted model, not a curated record